Messenger RNA from Amaranthus tricolor (Joseph's coat), 2427 nucleotides. RefSeq lists its product as uncharacterized. Lineage: Eukaryota; Viridiplantae; Streptophyta; Magnoliopsida; Caryophyllales; Amaranthaceae. The record is from RefSeq and is a predicted model, not a curated record. The coding region runs from base 190 to 1158 and encodes 322 amino acids. The transcript is spliced from 7 exons.
AAUAGCUCUACCUAAUUUGGUCACCGCUUGAACUCUUUCGACAAUGACUUAACCGCGUCUUCGCAAAACAAAAAGUCAAGAUUUGGUCGACGUUAAACCAAGCUGAGAUUCUUUUCUUCACUACCCCUUUUCAUUUUCAUUUCCCCCUUGUAUCUUCGUUUUUCAGUCAUCCAUCCCCCUGAAGUCGAAAUGUGGGUAGAAAUUCUCUGCGGUCUCGUACUCUACAAAGUACUUCGAUUAUUCUUCGGUAACGAUGAUGUCUUGGAUAUGGAAACCUCCGAUUUUAACGCUAUUUUCUCCGUCGCUUCUAGGUUAGAGAAAUUGUAUGGAGGGAAAGCUUAUGUAGGCCUUCGAAUUCCUGACGCUGAUUCUGGUUCUCGCCAAAAUAUCGAUUUGGUUCUUGUUACUAGCAGGGAGGUUGUGGUAAUUUGUGUCAAGAAUAUGUCUGGAUUUGUUUCAGUUAAUUCUGAUGGAAGUUGGCUUUGUAUAAGUGAUCACAAACAUAAGGAAGAGCAUCACCCAGAUCCUGUAGCAGAUGCUAAAAGGCAAGCCUCUGUUCUAGAAUCAUAUCUCGAACAAAGAGGAGUUUCCUUACCUGAAGGAUACAUAUCUUCCAAAGUCAUAAUUUGCAACCCAAAGUUCCGAACACUAAAUCCAGACCACUUUCCACAAGAAGUUGUACAGUAUGAUCAGUGGGUACACUUGAAACCAGAAUCAAAAGGUGUGGUUUCUGGAUGGAUUAAAGGAGCCUUUCGUGCUGUGAAGAAAGAUGUACUGGAAUCUACACAACAGCAGCUUCGGUUUGUACUUGGCACAGCACCAAUGUGGGAUAGGUUGGAGCUUAGAGGUAGCAAGUAUGUGCUAGGAGAAUUUAUGGAGUUCAAAGGCAAGCAAGAAGAUCUCCAAACAUUACAAUACAUCAAGAGGUCAAAAGUCAGUCAGAUGAUUGUACAGAAAACUUCAAUGUUCGGCUUAGCCCCAACCAAACUUCAAGUGUUGUACACUUUCCGUGAUUAUCGGGCUGAAGGAAGUUCAUCGGCUGAAUGGACGGAGGUCACUGUCAGGUCAAGUACUGAGGUUGUAUUUCAGCCCCAGAAUGCCAAGAAAGUUCGCAAGUUCAAGCUAUCUGCUAUUACUUCUCUAACACUUAGUGCCUGAGCAAGUUUACAAUUAAAGGUAACUUGAGAGCUUUUGUUGUAAUAUAUGUUAAGGAAAAAUUAUAAGAAACUAUCUAAUCUAUAUGACCUUUUUCAAAAAACUACUUUAUGUAAAGUGUUUUGCAAAAAACUACCUAAUAUAACACACGUUUGUGGAUGAUUACCAGUCACGUUAUCCACUUAAUUUGCCUUUUUUCCUCCUUCAAAGCAUCUGAUUCUGACGAAAGUAAAUUAACAUUCCAUUUCAUUCAAUACCAAAAAUGAAGUUAAAUAGAUAAAAGAAAACCCAUUUCAUUCAAUAUAAUCAUGUUACAAAAGAAAUCAACAUCCCAUUACAUACCCAAAUCACUAAUAUAUAUUCUUGAUUAAUUCAUAACCUUCAUUUACUAUCCUUAAUUACUACAUUCAACACCAACAAAAAACAAAAGAAAAACUCUAAUAUAAAGCUUGAAAUCUCUUUUCCAUGCUUCCUCUCAUUCAUCAAUUUCUUCUUAAUCCUUUUAAGUUUUGAAAUUGCUUGUUCCUUUUCAUGUUCCAAGCAACGAAACCUUGAAGUCAAAAUCUUAAUUUCAGUUGCUAAUUGUUGCUUCACCUCCACAAAUGUGUUCGUCACUUCUCUUUGCCAAUCAACCAUUUUAGGUUCAUCAAUCCAUUUAAACUUUUUGCAUCCCCUCCAAUUGGUAUCAGGAUCAUAAAAACGCAAGUCUUAAACUGACUUCCAGGAUUUUCCUUGGUCCAUGAAAUUCUCUUUGUAAAAGAAACUCCACACCAACAUUUUUCAAGCUUCAAAUUUGCUGUUGAAGAAGGAGAAGACAUUACUAUUUAAUUAGGGAUAAUUGUUGGAGAAAUUAGGGUUCUUUAAAUUAGGGAAAUGAAGGAGAAAAGGGAAAGAGGACUUUUGAUUCUGAAAUCGUGUCUAGAAAGGAAGGAGAAAGGUGAAUUAAGUGGAUUACAUGACACACCACAUGCUGCUCAGUUAUAAUUUUAACGGUCAACAUACGAAAGUCGUUAACUGGUAGUCAUCCACAAAUGUUUGUAUUAUAUUAUGUAGUUUUUUGCAAAAAAAAUUAAAUAAGGUAGUUUUUUGAAAAAGAUUAUAUAGAUUAUGUAACUUUCUGCUCCAACAAUCAUCUUUGUAUAUUUCAAGGGUUGAAUUUUGAUGUGCAAUCGGAAAACUACGGUUUUCACUAGUGAAAAAGGUUAUGGGCAUGUUUUAUAAAUAAUUUCUUUUAGUAUAUGAAAAAAAGGUAUAGACUUUAACAUUUGGAAA